Molecule: messenger RNA, 4678 nt
Organism: Hippoglossus stenolepis (Pacific halibut)
Lineage: Eukaryota; Metazoa; Chordata; Actinopteri; Pleuronectiformes; Pleuronectidae
Exons: 7
Coding region: 374-3091 (905 amino acids)
Source: RefSeq, a predicted model, not a curated record
UUCCAUUAUUCUGCAGCCAGACGCUGAGGGAGACAAACUUAUUCAGAGGUACUGCAGCUGGAUUCUUUGCUAAAACACUUGUGGAUUUAUCUUCAGUAGAGACUUUCACAUUUUUGAAGGCUUAUCAACUAGCCUAGGACAUCUUACUUUGUUGUGGUCAGAACGUUAGAUAAUUGUCAGGUCUGAAGUGAUGAUCUUUGCAGCUGACAUCGAUACAUACACUGUAGAUUUAUAGAGAAAAAUAUUAUCAUUGAAAAAUAAUAGACCUCCUGAGAAGCAGUAGAUUAUUCACACGGACCUCGAUCGUUGCCACUUUUAUAGUAAACCCAACCAGUACAGCGUCCACAGCCUAACACCAGGAAAGAGACAGGUGAUGGAGAAGUAUUUUAAGCCUGUUCACAACCCCUCUGACCCGGACGAGAUCCAGCUACGGAGGCACCACCACCAUCAUCAUCAUCAUUUUCCCCAUCACCAAGACCCUCAGUCACACAGGUACACAAUGUUUGAUGACUCAGACAGAAAUACGGAUGAAAGCCAUGGUCACCCCCACCACCAUCAUGGUCACUAUCUCCAUGACAGCCCUCACCACGAUGCCCACCAUCGCCACAAAACACAGCCACUUCCCCUCAGCGAAGAGGACGAGAUACUUUACAAUCACCACACCCCUGUGACCAUCUCAAGGGCCUCAUCCUCUUCCCUUUCUUCAUCCUCCUCCUCCUCCUCCUCUUCCUCCUGGUUCACAGAGGGGAGCGCUAAUGAUCCCUUCUCUCUCCGUCAUGCUGUGCGGCCACAGCACUCUCUGUCCUGCUCCAACAUCUUAGAUGUGCGCAGAGGGUUUCAGGAAGACGACAGCAGCGAGCCCAUCGUAAUUGCCUCAAUCAGACAUGGCAAACAAGUAAGUGUUUGUGAUGAGAUACAUGGAAGCUCACAGCAGAGGGGAAAGCCUGGUUUUUCUUCUCUUGACCGUGGUCACAGCAGGAGUGAAGAAGGCCUUCUGCAGUGUAACGAAAGUGAUGUUGCAGGAGAACAAUCCAGGGCUUCGCACAUGAACUAUGGGCCUCUGUAUAAGACAGCCAGUUUGAAUCGUAGUCUUGCUUUUAGUGAGGAGGAUAUUCUGCUUGGGGUAUCCAGGGGCCCAAAGAGAGCAGUGUCCUCCAGCCAGCUACCCAGCAAAGGCAUCCUCAAGAACAAGAAGCCUAACACUGACAUUCGCAAGGCAAAGUCCAUGGAGGUGCUGUCACCCAGAGUUUCCAAAGGACGAGAUGCGAGUGGACAGAAAGGUAAAGGGACGACUCAAACUGAGAUACAGAAAGCCAGGUCAAAUUUUGUGCAAGGAAAGCUGCAAUUCUCAGCCUUUCUAGACGAGAUUACAAAACAGGUUAUAAGUCCGUCAGAUCUCACCAACUUGGGCGUGAACAAAAAUAAAUCUACUGGGAAGACGGCUGCCACCGCCCCCCAGACACCUGCUCCAGUCAAACCUCAGCUCCCACCCAAGAAGCACAGACAGAGCUUGGCAGAGGAGAGGGAGCAGCAUCCCCAACAGCACAACAGACAGGAGAAGGCAGCUCGCAGCAGCUCUCGGAAACACUCAGACUGCUCCAAUCCUGACAAGCUGAACUCAUAUGUAGCUCGGAACCAUCACGGUAGCCCCCCGCCUCAUCAACAGGCUCACCCUGCCAGCCACAAUACUCAUCUCGGAAACAUCCCUAAAGACAGGAGGCCGUCGCCCACCGGAGGCUCUGUGUCAAGAGACAGAUAUGGCAGAUGUGGCCCUCACCUUACUGAUGGCACCAGCACCAGUCCUGAACCCAGCCAACCCAAACAACAUCACCACCGUAAACCGCAGCACACUGCCGCUCACUGUCCACAAACCCAGCAUCCCCACCAUAACCCACCUCUGCAGGUGCACCCGGACUCUGGUCACCAGAGACCCGCCAGCUCACCUCCAUCCUCGGCCCAGGCUGCAGGCGCAGGCGUGGGAUAUGAGUCUUCAUCUUCAAAAUCAGAUUCAUCCAGGGCCAGAGACACAGUCUCCACAGUUACCAGUCACACUUCAGAGAAGAGUGGUCGACAACAUUCACAAUAUAUGGGGCACUCCAAACAACACAGGGACACAAUUUGUGAUGCUGACCAUCUCCAGGCUCUCCAGGAGGAGAAUGCAGAUCUUCACCAGAACUUGCUGCAGACAGUGGUUUGCAUCGAGAGCCUGGAGGCGGAGCUGCAGAGGACCAGAGACGAGCUCAGUCACGUCAAGGAGAAAUAUAAAAGCCUUCUGGAGACCCACUCUGGGACCAAACAGGCCAAUAACCUGCUGGGUGAACACCUCCACAUAGCGUCAGAGAGUCUGAGCAGUGAGAGGAAGUAUCUGCUGAACCGUGUGUCCCAGCUGAGCUCCGAGUUGGAGGACACCCACAGGACCAUCGCUGCAAUGGAAAACAUCAACGUGCCGUACUUGAUAAGGGAUUUAUUGGAGAAGCACUUUAACUCGUCUGAGGCCAUACAGAAGUUCCUGACAGCUUCAGCUCCAAUCAGCCGCCUCGCCACCUCCCUGCCAGGAGACGGCCAAUCCCACUCUCCUAAUAUGGUGGAGGCUGCAUCCGAUCGGUUGACAAAGUCAGAGGCAGGUCUGCAGAGGGUCACUGCUUUCAUGCCUUUUAAACAGGGGACGCCAACAACAGCAACGGAGGCCUGUCUCUCAAAUCAACAUGAGUCGAGCCACAGCCCACCUAUCUCUGUAGCUGACAUCAGCGCUGCUAUAUAUAAAAAAAUGGCAGCCGGUUAUGCAGCCAGACCCCAACCUCUCUAUCCCCAGAGCCAAAAGCAGCCUCCCAUGGGCACUAACCACACUGACACCCCUCUAGCCCCUCAGAAGGCCCAUGUGGGUGGCGACAGCUGGGGUGGAAAGGGAGGGAUAGAGGUAACGCUUUUGGAGCAGGACGUUGUGGAUGUGACCUCCUUGUCAGCCCAGCAGAUCCUGGAUGAGUUCAUGCAGCAGCUGCAGGCCCAUAAGGAGGUGGGCGGAGGGACGGAGCCAGAGGUCAGGCAGGAGUGGGUGGAAGGAGCGGAGCAAACAGGCAAAGUGGCGGAGUGAAAAUUCUAUCUCAAUAAACAGGGCAGGAUGAACGUACAUUCUCGCCUUAUUGUAUAUAAAUAUAUAUUCAUUCAUAUAUGUCACUGAUGUUGUAGUCAAAAACUGUUUCUCCCAAAUUACAAGACUCACAGAUUUUUUUCAGUUUGUUGUUAUUCUUAUUUUAGCUUGUAUAUAUUGCACUUCAUGAAUAUAAAUCUAUGAAUGGAAAAUUAUUUUUUUUGCAUAAUGUUUUAACAUGAAAUAUUAUGACACAAGAUAUAAUAGACUGGUAUUUGAAAUAAAAGGUGCAAUUUACAGGAAUUGCAUCAAUAAAACAGACAAUGGGACAAUUAAAUGACAAAGUAUGUUAAAAGAAGUUGAACCUGCAAUAAUAGAAUAUGUUUUUAUCAUAGCAAGCAAAGAAAAGUGUGAUAAACUGUGAUAAAUUGACAGCAUGUAAUUCGAAUUCAGUAAAUACUCUGUGACAUAAGUUAUAGACCCAAUAGUGAGUAUCAUCAUGUGUUUAAUAUUUGUGGUGUAAAGAGAUAAAGAGUUAAGGUCUUAAAAGGUAGGAGCCCGUGAGAAAAUCUGUUAAUAGUGUACGUUCAAUAAGAAUAACAGAUUCCAGGUCAGCUCACAGUAUUCUGUAACCAACCUCUUGUCAGUUUUCUAAAUGUGAUUUUAUGCUAGAAAGCUGUGCUAUCAAGCCAAUGACAAAGACGGGUUGAGCCAGUGUGCAGAGCCCCCCCUUCUCUCUUUUCAAACAUUUCAAUCUUUUCAAACAGAAAUAAUCUAUUGUGUUUUUCCUAACAAUUGUUCAUUUCUAAGAUUUGUGAAGAAGAACAACUUAUGAACUUUAGGCAGCAGACUCACAAGAGAUUUUCAGAGCAGACCAAAGAAAACUGCUCUCAUAUAGUUAGAAAGUUGCAUUUUUUUAAAAUAAUAACUGAUUGACAAAAUUAUUAUAUUACUCUACAUGUAACUGUAAAUGUUAAUUUCCUUGGUGUAUGAGCGUGUAUAUUUAUAUACACACAAACACACACAAACACACACAUAUACAUAAACCCCCUACCUUCACUGUAGAUGUUUGAAAGAAAGAACAAAAAUAUUCGGUUAAGAUUUAAUAGUUGUUAUUCUGAAUAUGUGUUGUGACAAAGUAGAUAAGAAAACAUAUUGAUGUCGUUGUAUUCUGUAUAGACCUUCAUUAAUUGAAAAUAUAACUGUGUCAUGACAGCUGUUCACCAAUAAAAGUAAUCACAUUAAAUUCACCAACACCUCAGAUUUUCAGUAUUUGUUAUUAUCUGUGUCUCUGUCUUUAAAUAUCCUGGGGAAUGUUGUCAGUGUGCAAGAAUAAAAUGUUCAGGAGAUCGAAAGUCAGUAAGAAUUAUAUUUUUGGGUGUCAGAAUAUUGAUACUAAAUUUCAUCAGAAUGUGGCUGAUUAUUGAUAAGAUAAUAAGAUAAUAUUGGUGAAUGGACUGACAUUUCCCUUUCAGCCACAAGAGGGAUAAACAAGUUUCCUCAUUAUAUCACUAUGAUCAAAUUUCACAAAUGUUCAUGUAAUUGAUGAUGGUGUGGUAAUUGAAUAAUAAUAGAUCAUUUCUAGAGUUA